AUGAAUGUGUAUAAGGCCAAUUGGGAUGCAUCGGUAGAUCGUGCUAACAGCAAAGUGGGGAUAGGAGUGAUAGUCAGGAAUUGGGAGGGCAGAGUAAUAGCAACUCUAAGAGCUCCAAGAAAACUAAUUCCCGAUCCCAAACUUGCUGAAUCUGUGGCAGCUCUUAGAGCAGUACAGCUUUGUAAACACAUUGGAAUUUCAAAGCUAAUUUUGGAAGGGGAUGCAUUGAGUGUGGUUAAGGAUCUCACCAGCGAAACUUUAGACUGGAGCUCUACAGGACUGAUCUUACAAGAAGCCAAAGUUGAACUAAAAAGUUUGUCUCUCGGGUCUGUGUUUUACAUACCAAGACAGUCCAAUUGUCUUGCCCAUUGCCUAGCCAAGGAUGCACUAAAACUCUCUGAGGAGAGCAUUUCAAUGGAGGGAAUACCUCCUUGUAUCCAACACAUGUUUUAA
Molecule: messenger RNA, 453 nt
Organism: Juglans regia (Persian walnut)
Lineage: Eukaryota; Viridiplantae; Streptophyta; Magnoliopsida; Fagales; Juglandaceae
Exons: 1
Coding region: 1-453 (150 amino acids)
Molecular function (GO): nucleic acid binding; RNA-DNA hybrid ribonuclease activity
Source: RefSeq, a predicted model, not a curated record